AAAGAUAGCUACGGCCUACGGAGAGAAAGAAAGCAUUUUUUCUUCUAAAAUUAAUAAUAAAUCAUUUUAUACUGUGUUAUUUGUGUGUGUAUAUAUACAUUGAAUAAAAAAAUUCAAAGAGAAAAGGUGAGAGAGAAAGAUAUCGCCGUCUCAGGCGAAGCAGAGCUUCGAAUCGGCGUAUCGGUUUUGUAUCGGCCUGAUCGGCGUCUGCUCACUCCGAUGAUCACAAGUAUUUUAUAGUUUAGCCUUCUUAAUCAGACUGUUGUACGUUGAUUGUAAUAUCUCGGCUCCUGUAAUCCCCGACCUCUCCGACCGGCCUCGGCGCUUGCAGGCAUACACUCAAGAUGGCACAUUCGUUAUAAGAUUAGGUGGUGUACUCCUGUUUCCUGGUUCUGAUUACUGGCAGCCCAGAGAAGAUUCUUGAUGGCCAUGGCAAUUUUCAGAAGUCCACUUGGCAGGGAGUACCAUGGAAAUAAGAGUAGCAGGCAAGGGAAACCUGUUGGGAGGAGACGUGUUUUUGUGCAGACAGAGACAGGAUGUGUAGUUGGGAUGGAGUUGGACAGGAAUGACAAUGCCCACACAGUGAAAAGAAGGCUACAGAUUGCCCUAAAUGUUCCAACUGAUGAGUGCUCUUUGACGUUUGGCGAUUUGGUAUUGAAAAAUGACCUUACGGCCAUUCGUGAAGACUCUGCGAUUCUUUUCACUAGGAAUCACUUGCACAGAAGCUCAUCAUCUCCCUGUCUCUCACCAUCUCCCUCUGAGACAGAAAUCCAUCACAGAGCAGAUCAAAUCGGCAGGCCCAUUGAGAUAUUGGGGCAGUCCAGCAGUAGCUUUGCUUUAAUGGAACAACUUGUCAACGAAACCGUUGAAGGAAUGAAGGCCGGGAUUGACCCACUACGAGUCAGCAGUGGACUCGGCGGCGCUUAUUAUUUUAGGAACAGCAGAGAGGACAGUGUGGCGAUUGUGAAACCAACCGAUGAAGAACCCUAUGCGCCAAACAAUCCGAAAGGGUUCGUUGGGAAAACUUUAGGACAGCCUGGAUUGAAACGGUCAGUCCGGGUUGGUGAAACGGGUUUCAGAGAAGUCGCUGCUUAUCUUCUGGACCACCACCAUUUUGCCAACGUGCCACCCACCGCACUGGUCAAGAUCACCCACUCUAUAUUCAACGUUAAUGACAGCGUGAAUGGAUCCAAGAAGAACCUGCCCGUAACCAAGAUUGCAUCUUUCCAGCAGUUCAUCUCGCACGAUUUUGAUGCCAGCGACUAUGGAACCUCCGGCUUUCCUGUUUCUUCUGUGCACCGUGUUGGGAUAUUAGACAUAAGGAUCUUCAACACAGAUAGGCAUGGAGGAAAUCUUUUGGUCAGGAAACGCGGACAGUUUGGUCAGGUCGAACUCAUUCCCAUAGAUCAUGGCCUCUGUUUACCCGAAACCCUAGAGGAUCCAUACUUUGAAUGGAUCCAUUGGCCGCAAUCCUCCAUUCCGUUCUCCGAUGAAGAACUCAACUACAUAAACAAGCUUGAUCCUGCCCGUGAUUCUGAGAUGCUCAGAAGAGAGCUCCCAAUGAUCCGUGAAGCUUGCCUUAGGGUUUUGGUCCUCUGCACGGUUUUUCUCAAGGAAGCUGCUACGUACGGGCUCUGCCUGGCAGAGAUAGGCGAGAUGAUGAGCAGAGAGUUUCAUGGAGGUGAUGAAGGACCCAGUGAAUUGGAGACAAUAUGUAUGGAGGCAAGUAAACUGGUGGUUGCUGAGAAGGUGGAGGAGGAGAUUUUAUAUGAUGACGAGAGCAAUAGUUUCCAGUUUGACUUGGAUUUUGAUGAUGGUGGUGGUCGUGGUGGUGGUGAGUGUGAUGCUACUCCUUUUGGUUUUGCAUUUGGAGGGAGGAUGGAGACGCAUGAAGGUUCUAGAAAGAGUAACAUGAAGCUGCAUCGGAAUCUUCUCGGGAGUUCAAAACUGGAAAGGGGGCACACGAUCACGUCAUCUACGUCGCACCGUAGUGCAGACGAGGAGAUACGCCGCAGUGUUGGCUUUGUGAAGCUGGGGGGUAUGAAGGAGGAAGAGUGGGCAAUGUUUUUGGAAAAGUUUCUAGAAGUAGUGCACCCGGCUUUCGCUAAGCGGAGGUCAGUCACCCUUGGUCAGAAGCAGCUUCAUAGGCUCGGGUCUUCUUGCCAGUUUUGACAACCCUCUUUAGAACUUAGAAGCUUUUGUUUUCGCCUGUUUAAGGUGAGGACAUACACAGCUAAACUAAUCAUAGUUAGGGUUCGGUGGUGGCAGGGCUAUCCUUUCAUUCUCGGAGGAGAUUGGUAUAUCGUAAGAGAGGUCGUAGAUAUAAUGGGUUAUAUACUUGUAUUACUUUCUUGUUAGAUGUUACUUUCGCUUUUACAUCAAGUGUUGAUAGAUAUAAAUAACAUGGACUAAUAGUUUGUAACUAUGUAUGGUGGUUUGUGAAAAGAUUAAAAUGAACGAAAAUAAGUAUUCAUUGGUAGAAAAUGUCAGUCUGUAUUUGAUUAGUUGACAAAUUAUUAGUGAUUAAUUAUAAGUCGAAAUGCAAAUUUUCUAUCAGCUUGACA
Cuscuta europaea is the source of this 2564-nucleotide messenger RNA. Lineage: Eukaryota; Viridiplantae; Streptophyta; Magnoliopsida; Solanales; Convolvulaceae. The record is from the annotation of a GenBank genome assembly.